AUGAAAUUCGCUGUACUUGCUGCCCUCAUCCCGCUGCUCGGUGGUGCAUCAACCUUUGCCAUCCCUCCUUCUGCUUCUCCUGUCAACCUCAUCGCUCGUCAAACCGCAGGAUUAGACGACGUCCCGGCUGCUUGUACCUCCAAAUGCGCCAGUACCCAAGAGUUUGCACAAAGAUGUGAUGGUGGUCAAGAAGUCGAUGCGUGUCUCGAGAUCUGUCAACCUUCUCUGUUCAGCGAGUAUGAGGAGUGCGCUAGCUGUAUCAUAGAUAAUUUCGAAGGUCUCUCGGGAGAUGACGAAGCUCUUUUGGAAUCUGCUCUUGGUCAGGUCAAGGAGGAAUGUGAGAGUUUAACAUCAGGUGGUAAUGCUACUUCUUCAUCUAACUCCACCACCAUCGGCUCUGCUGCUAUCUCCGGUUCGUCGACUUCCGCUUCUAAUUCUGCUACAAGAGCUCUCAUUAGCGCCACUAGCAUCGCUUCCAGUCAUGCCUCAAGUGCUACAUCCGCUGCCACUUCUGCUGCUUCAGGAGCUUCCGCCGCCACCUCCUCGGCCGCACCAUCAGUCGGUUUCAUCGGUGUGGCUGUCGGUCUUGCGGCAAUUGCUUAG
This is a messenger RNA of Kwoniella botswanensis, 603 nucleotides long. RefSeq lists its product as uncharacterized. Lineage: Eukaryota; Fungi; Basidiomycota; Tremellomycetes; Tremellales; Cryptococcaceae. The coding region runs from base 1 to 603 and encodes 200 amino acids. The record is from RefSeq and is a predicted model, not a curated record. The transcript has 5 exons.